UGUAUACGUCAGAUCAAAUGAAAAUUUGAGGACUGUUUUUCUCAAAAUAUUGCUGAAUUUCCAUACAAUUUUACUGUUUCAUUGUCGGGAGUCGCAUUUUGGACAGCCUAGAAAAGUUAUCGAAACAGAAUCAUCAUGUUCCGUUCGUCUAAUUUCGAUAAAAGUCUGGAUAGUGCCACCAGCAACCUUAUCCUGGAACCGGAUUGGCAAGCAACGAUGGUCAUCUGCGAUACCAUCCGCCAGGGUGACGUCACGGCCAAAUACGUGAUGCAGCAGCUGAAGAAAAAGAUGUUUUCGCCGAAUCCGCACACGGCGCACUAUGCCCUACUGGUGCUGGAGAGUGUUGUCAAAAACUGUGGGGCUCCCAUUCACGACGAGAUUUCGAACAAGGCCAAUUGCGAGAUGUUCCAGAGUCUGGUGAACAGCAGCCCGCACGACGAGGUUCGCAUGAAAAUGCUAGAACUGAUUCAGGCCUGGGCUUGUGCCUUCCGCACGGUGUUCAAGUAUCGGUCGAUUCGGGAUACUAUGAACAUUUUGAAGAGCGAAGGACACAAGUUCCCUGAGCUGAAGGAAGCGGACGCUAUGUUUACCUCGGAGAAUGCCCCUGAUUGGGCCGAUGGUGAAGUUUGCCACCGUUGUCGAGUGGCUUUUUCGUUCACGCAGCGAAAACAUCAUUGCCGCAACUGUGGUCAGGUGUUCUGCCAUCAGUGCUCUUCUAAAAACAGCACUUUGCCCAAGUUCGGCAUUGAACGUGAGGUCCGUGUUUGCGAUGGAUGCUAUGCUCAACUGCAGCGUCCGACACCGACUCUGACGAAGAAGGCUACCGAGGAGGAAGAUUUGCCUGCCGAGUAUCUAAGCAGCUCUUUGGCUCAGCAAACUCAAGCGCCAGUUCGCAAGACGGAUGAGGAGCUGCGAGAAGAGGAAGAACUACAACUGGCAUUGGCUCUUAGUCAGUCAGAAGCGGAGACGAAAAAAGCUGGGCAACCUCGUAAAACGUUUCAUAAGUCUCCGAGUCCUGAGCCUGUCAAGGUUCAACGUAGUCCAAGUCCGAUCGAGGAAAUUCCUUCCGAUCCGGAACUCGCUCGUUAUUUGAAUCGCAAUUACUGGGAGCAGCGUCAAACGGCAGACUCCCCGGCUUCACCUUCCGCUCCAAGUCCGAUGCCGAGUCCAAUGCCCGUUCAGCCCACUUUAAUUGUGCCGAAAAUGGGCGCUGAGGAUGCCGAGAUAGAUGAAUUUGCAAAGCUGAUGAAGACCCAAGUGGAGAUUUUCGUUAAUCGCAUGAAGUCCAACUCCAGCCGUGGACGCAGCAUUUCUACUGAUAGCUCCGUGCAAACGUUGUUCAUGAACUUGACUUCGUUGCAUUCUCGUCUUUUGACAUUCAUCAAAGACAUGGACGAUAAACGCAUGUGGUACGAGCAGCUUCAGGAUAAACUAACUCAAAUCAAGGACUCACGAGCUGCUCUUGAUGUUCUUCGCCAGGAACACCAGGAGAAGUUGCGUCGAAUUGCCGAAGAGCAGGAACGACAGAAGCAGAUGCAAAUGGCACAGAAGCUGGAAAUUAUGCGAAAGAAGAAACAAGAAUACCUUCAGUAUCAACGUCAGCUGGCCUUGCAGCGCAUCCAGGAGCAAGAACGAGAGAUGGCAUUACGUCAGGAGCAGCAAAAAGCGCAAUACCGCAUGGGAACCGCCUUCCCGUUCAUGUCCCCUCCAAACCAAGGGCAACCACAACAUUCCCCAGCUCAUGUUGGAGUUGCAAACUAUCCUGGAUAUGGCUAUCAGCAAAUGCCAACUGGAGGCACACUUCCCCACUAUGGCCCUCCGGGUAGUCAGCCCGGUAUGCCGCCUCAAAUGGGUCAGCAACUAUUUUCUCCGCAGCAAGGGCCUCAAUCAAUGCCCGGUGGCGGCCAAUUUAUGGGUCCUGGUAUGCCUCAAGGUCCUCCUGGACCUGAUGUCAAUACUAACCAUCCUCAGCAACCACCGUCAGGACAGCCAGGUCAACAGCAACAACAAGUUCCGCCUCCACCGGGAAUGGCUCCUCCGCCCGGCAUGAACAUGAUUCCGCCUUCGGGAGUCGGUCAAAUGCCUCCACCUGGUCCUCCAAUGAUGGUACCUCCACAACAGCCACCGCAAGGUAUGCCGAUGGGUAUUGCAGGAACGCUACCACCCGGUGGUCACAUGCAGCCUCCGCAGGGACUUUCCGGUGGUGCUGAAGUACAACAACAGCAACCACCACCACCAGUUGUACAACAACCCAGUGGUCCACCAACAGCACCAGUCGUAGCUCCGAUAUCAGCUCCAGCUCCAGUUCAACCUCCAGCAGCACCGUCUGCUCCCGAACCAGCAACGGCCGAACUGAUCAGCUUUGAUUAAACAUAUUUACAGAACCGUAUUUGUGCAACAUUCAAUAAAAUUAUACUAAUCCAUAAUGGCACAAGGGUUUUUGAACAUGCGCAGUAUGCAUAGAAGAUUAUUAUAUCCAUUCUUAAAUAUCUACCAAGCGCUAAUGAUAUCGAAUAUUAAUGAUUGCGUAAUCUAUGCGAAUCUUAUAUAUUUUGAAAAUCUGGUUAUCUCGUAGCAAAGCCGGUAGCUUUUCAAAUGCAAUCAUCGUGAGUAAUUUAACCUCAAUUGUUGUUCCCAUAAUGUUAAAUGUACGUGCA
This is a messenger RNA of Ochlerotatus camptorhynchus, 2657 nucleotides long. RefSeq names its product Hepatocyte growth factor regulated tyrosine kinase substrate (gene Hrs). Gene Ontology annotation, molecular function: metal ion binding; phosphatidylinositol binding; ubiquitin binding. The record is from RefSeq and is a predicted model, not a curated record. Gene Ontology annotation, cellular component: early endosome. Bases 136 to 2370 code for a protein of 744 amino acids. Gene Ontology annotation, biological process: receptor internalization; endocytic recycling. The transcript has 4 exons. Lineage: Eukaryota; Metazoa; Arthropoda; Insecta; Diptera; Culicidae.